AAUAUCAUUCUUCAACCUCAACAGCAACAGUAAAGUGUUCUUUCUGAACCUCCUCAGCAGCACCAGCAGCGAAGCCAGCUUCAAAAGCAACAGCAACGUAUCUUUCAUCCUCCUUUUCAAGAACAAUAUGUUUUUCAACAGCAAUACGAUCCUCAAAUACUUCAUUUGUCUUCCACUUUAAGACGUGUAUUUCUAAACAAUCUCAUGCUAAGAAAAAAGAUGACGAUGACAAAGAUCAAGAUCCUGGUGAAAAAUCUGGUUGGAAAAAUAGUGAAAUUGAGAUUUUACUUGAUUAUCUUCAAGAAAAUUUCACAUCUUGGUCUAAAGGAAAUAAAACUAAAUUUUAUAAUGAUAUGGCAAAGAAUAUUUUACCAUAUAAAGA
Rhizophagus irregularis DAOM 181602=DAOM 197198 is the source of this 382-nucleotide messenger RNA. NCBI's taxonomy places the organism in Eukaryota, Fungi, Glomeromycota, Glomeromycetes, Glomerales, Glomeraceae. The record is from RefSeq and is a predicted model, not a curated record.